CGAUCCUGUCACUAUGAAUAAUGGAAUGUGCUGAGGGCAACUCCUUUCCCCGGCUUUCUCCCUGGGUCACAUGAUGCGGUGGCAGUAAUUUUUCAUGAGCCCCCUCCUCCUCCCGCUGUCCGUCCCCAGGACCCAGGGGAGAGGAGGCGCCGUCGGCCGCGUCUGGGCCCUGCCUCCGCCCGAGGAGCCGGGCCCUCCCAGAGUUGCGGCCAGACGCGUCACCCUACACCUCGCAGACGGCGAGGAAACACUUAAACCGCACACACACACACAGAUGGAUGAAUAAAAGAUGCCCACAAAAGAGAAAAAAGUGCCCAGUUUGGAGGAAACCGAAGAGCCAGGUGACGAUAUGAAAGAGAAGGAGACGAAGACGAAAGGAAAGAGCAAGACAGUCACCUACACCUCGGACGAAGAGACAGACAGGGGCACGAGCCACUCGGAGAAGGCGGAGAAGAAGAAAAAGAAGGGCGAGGGCGAGGAAAAGAAGAAAAAAGCAAAGAAAAAGAAAAAAGAGGAGGAGGAUGAAGGGGAAGACGUAGUGAUUGAGGAUGAGGAGAACAACAACAACAAUGAGCCCAAGCGAAAAGAAAAGAAGAAGGACAAAAGUGCCAAGCAGGAUGAGGGGAAUGAGGGAGUGAAAGAAGAGAAAAAGAGAAAGAAGAAAAGCUCGGGGACAGAGGAAAAAGAAGGGGAGAAAAUGGCCACGAAGGAGAAAAAGAAAAAGAAGAAGAAGGCCUCAGAGGAUGAGCCCGCCGAGGAAGAGGAGGAAGAGGAGGAGGAGGGGGGCAAGAAGAAGAAGAAGGGCAAGAAAGGAAAGAAGGGAUCAGACAGUGAUGAGGACAAGAAGGGGAAGAAGGGGAAAAAAAACAAAGUGAAACUACCAGAUUAUGCGGAAACCUUCCCGAAUGAGCUGCUCAACUACCAAACGGAGUCGUCAGAUGACUACGAGGAUGAGUUCUACCGCAAGAAAGUGUAUGAGGUGUCGACAGUGACAGGUGAUGUAAAAGGAGCAGGGACUGAUGCUAAUGUGUUUGUCACCCUCUUUGGUGAAUAUGGCGUCACUCCCAAAGUUCACCUGGCCUGCAAAACUAGAACGGCAUUCGAGAAAAAUAAAACAGAUGUAUUCCGAAUAAAGACACACAAUGUGGGGGUUAUACAGAAACUAAGAAUUGAGCAUGAUAACACAGGUAUGAACGCUGGCUGGUUCCUGGACCGAGUGGUGCUGACGGACUUGAGCAGACCUCACCUGCGCCUCUUCUUCGCCUGUAGUAAGUGGCUGAGCAGGGAUGAUGGAGAUUACCUGAUCUACAGGGAUCUGCUGGGCACUUUCAACCCUAUGGAUGUGCCCAAACUGAACAAAUACUUGGUAAGUGUGUUUACGGCAGACGUCAAGGGCAGUGGAACAGAUGCCGAUGUGUUCCUCAACAUCUUUGGAGAGAAAGGAGACACAGGUGAACGUAGGCUGGACAGUAAGGAUAAAGAUAACUUUGAGCGGGCAGCUGAAGACAAGUUUGUCGUUGAGGCUCCAAAUCUGGGCCGUAUGAAGAAGAUUACAAUUGGACAUAACAACAAGGGGGGGUCAGCAGAUUGGUGCCUUGAUAAGGUGGUGAUAGACGACAUAGGAAAUAAACAGUUGUAUGAGUUUGUAUACGACAAUUCCUGGUUCGACCUUGCUGAGGGCGACGGCAAGAUACAGAGGGAUGCACUGGUGGGAGCAACUGGUUUGGUUACAGGGGUCACCUAUAACGUGCAGGUGAUGACGGGCGAUGUACGCGGGGCGGGCACCAACUCUAAGAUCCACCUGGUGAUGUACGGGAAAAAGGGAGUGAUAAAUAGCGGCAGGGUGUUCCUGGAAGGGGGCACGUUUGAGCGCGCUCAGAUCGACAUCUUCAACGUGGAGAUCUGCACGCUGCUCAGUCCUCUCAGCAGGGUCACCAUCGGGCACGACAACGUCGGGGUCAGCUGCGGCUGGUACUGCGAAAAGGUGACAGUGUACUGCCCCUUCACUGGGAUAGAGCAGGUCUUUCCUUGCAGUAGAUGGUUUGAUGAGGAUGAUGGGGAUGGUAUGGUGACGAGAGAGCUCCAUGAGAUGGUCUCACUCAGGAAAAAGAAAAUGAAGAAGUAUCCAUGGUCGCUGUGGAUCUACACGUCAGAUAUUAAGGGGGCGGGCACAGAUGCCCAGGUGUUCGUGCAGCUCUACGGUGAGAAGGGCAAGAGUGACGAGUUCAAAACGGAGAACAAGUCAGACAGCUUUGAAACGGCACAAAUCGACAAGUUCAUGGUGGAGAUGCCGGAGAUCGGACGUGUGCGAAAGCUCCGCAUUUGGCAUGAAAAGAGAAACCCCUUCUCAGGCUGGCACCUCAACAGGGUGACAGUGAUGAACACACUAACUAAAGACAGGUACAAGUUCGCCUGCGGCCGCUGGCUGGACAUCAAUGAAGACGAUCAGGAAAUUAUCAGAGAGCUGCCAGCAACAGGCCCCCUUGUUCCAGAGCCACUGCCACUCAUUAAGUACAAGCUGACGGUCGUCACUGGGAACGUGAACGGGAGCGGGACAGACGCCAGUGUGUACCUGACUCUGAUUGGAGACCUGGGUGACACAGGGGAGAGACUCUUGUUCCAGAGCCUGAACAACGUCAAUAAGUUUGAAAAAGGCAAUGCGGACGAGUUUGUGAUUGAAGCGGUGACGCUAGGCCAGCUGCGGCGGCUCCGGAUUGGCCACGACGGGAGGGGCGGAGGCUGCGGUUGGUUUUUGGAUAAAGUAAUGGUCCGAGAGGAUGGCCAACCAGAGGCGUCCGCUGUGGAGUUCCCAUGUUACAGAUGGUUAGAUCGAAAUGAAGAUGAUGGACACAUUGUGAGAGAGCUGCUCCCCACAGCAGAUGGCCCAGCGUCUAUAUACCUCUCACCACCAACUGUUCUUAUAAUGACCUCCACUGCCAUGGUGAAAGCCAACGACAUGAGUUACCACAUGUCCAUCAGGACAGGCAGUAUAAGUGGAGCCAGCUCGGACUCAAGGGUGUUUGUGAAGCUCUAUGGAGAAAAGGGAGACACGAAUAAAGUUCUGCAGCUGGUGUCUGAUAACGACCUGGGGAACUACUUUGAGACGGGACAGGUGGACAUCUUCACGUUGGAGACGUAUGACAUCGGCCAGAUAAGCCGCAUCCUGAUAGGCCACUCUAACGAGGGCCUGAAGGCUGGCUGGUUUCUUGACAGCGUGCUGCUCAGUGUUCCAGUGCACGGCUUGCAGUACAUGUUCCCAGCUCACAGGUGGCUUUGCAGAGACGAGGCAGAUGGCAAGGUGGAGAUGGAGAUCUAUCCCAGUGAGGUCGUUGAAAUCGAGAAAUUGAUCAACUAUGAGGUGACAGUUGUGACGGGGGAUGUGUUUGCUGCCGGCACCAAUGCACGCGUGUUUAUGCAGAUCUACGGCCUUGAGGGCAAAACAGAACUGCUCAGACUUGAGAACAGGUCAAACAAUUUUGAGAGAGGAACUACAGAGAUAUUUAAGAUCGAGGCUCUGGAUGUGGGGCGGGUCUUUAAGGUCCGCAUUGGGCAUGAUGGCUCGGGCGUGGCCGACGGCUGGUUCCUGGACACCGUCUACGUCAAGCGGCUCAUCAUGGCGCUAUUGCCAAAGGAGGAGAAGAAGGAGGACAAGAAGGAGGAGAAGAAGGAGGACAAGAAGGACAAGAAAAAGAAGAAGAAAAAGAAGGGAGAGGAAGUAGAGGAGGUUGUGAUGGAAUGGAGGGAUGUGGUGCAGACCUUCACCUUCACGUGCGGACGCUGGCUCGCUCGAGACGAGAACGAUGGAGAGAUCGUGCUGGAGCUAAGGGCAGACGACUACGACGAGCUUGAGGGUAUGACGAUAGAGAGAGAUUAUGUUAAUGUGCACUUGUGUGUGUGUGUUUGUGUCUAUGCAGAUAAUUCAUAUGAAGUGCAUGUGUUUACCGGGGAUUCAUGGGGUGCAGGGACCGAUGCCAAAGUUUUUGUCAACAUCUACGGGGAGAGUGCAGACACAGGAGAGAGACACCUGCGCAAGUCCUUUAACCUCAACAAGUUUGAGCGUAACCAGGAGGACGUGUUUACGGUCUAUGCACUUGACCUCGGGCCACUGAAGAAGCUGCGCAUUCGCCAUGACAACAGCAACGCAAAUGCUGCCUGGUUCCUGGAUCGUGUUGAGAUCAUUGAUGCAAAGGAUGAGACAACGUACUACUUCCCCUGCAUGAGGUGGUUGGCUGUAGAUGAGGAUGACGGGCAGAUUGCCCGUGAGCUGGUGCCAGUGGACAAGGCCUUUAUGCACAGAGAGGAAGAGGAGGAGGAAGACGAGGAGGGAGGGGCGCCCUCUUCAGCCACUCUGGGCCUCGAGCAAAAAGGUCCGACACACACACACACACUGGGAGUAAAGACAGGUGAUAAAAAGUAUGCUGGGACUGAUGCUAAUGUCUACGCCAUCAUGUAUGGCACCAAAGAUGACACAGGUGAAAACCAUAUUUUUGCCUCAAAGAACCAUAAAAUAAGUUUGAGGCGGUGGAUGAUUGAUGAGUUUACAGUGGAGGCCGUGGUCGGUAAACUUAAGCGGCUGCGUAUUGGUCAUGACAACUCAGGUGGAUCUCCAGGCUGGUUUCUGGACUGGGGGAUUGAUGCUCCAUCGCUGGGCGAGCUCCUGGUCUUCCCCUGUGUGUGGCUGGACCGCAGAGAGGAGGACGGAGCCAUCGAGCGAGACCUCAACCCAGCCCACCUGCAGACACAACAAUACACACCCUAUGUUCCAUAUGAGAUUAAGGUUUUCACCACUGACUCUUUGCCGGCGGGGACGGAUGCAGAUGUGUUUAUUGUUCUGUAUGGUUGUAAUGGUGUGUGCACCCACCAGAAGGCUCUAUGUGUCAACAAGAGAGAGAGGAAAAUGUACUUCAAAAGAGGUGGAGAGGACAUGUUCAUUGUAGAGCUGGAGGAUAUCGGUGAUAUUAUAGAGAAGAUUCGCGUUGGUCAUGACAACCGUGGAGUGAAUCCAGGCUGGCACCUGGACCGCAUUGAGAUCAGAAGAUUACUGAGGAAGGGAAAGGGUUCAGAGACAUUAAUAUUUCCAUGUGAGAGAUGGCUGGCCACCUCAGAAGAUGACGGGGAGACGGUUCGUGAGUUGGUGCCCUCUGACAUCAUCACAGAGAAACUCGCACGAGAUGGAACCCUCAGAGUCUCAGAGAUUGAGGUGGACGAUGCUCUAGAGACUCACGAAUAUAAAGUGAUCGUGAGAACAGGGGAGAUGUAUGGGGCAGGGACGGAUGCCAAUGUGUUCCUCACCAUCUAUGGAGAUCUGGGGGACACGGGGGAGCGCAAACUCAGCCAAUCAGCGACUAACAGCAACAAGUUCGAGAGAGGAGCGGUGGAUGAGUUUACCUUAGAGGCUGUAGACCUUGGACAGGUGUUUAAGAUCCGCAUUCGCCAUGACAACAGCUUGCUGAGUCCUGACUGGUACUUGGAGGACCUGGAAGUGAUCGACUUGGAAACGGAGGAGGACUUCCUCUUCGUGUGUGAACGCUGGCUGUCCAGAAAGAGAGAGGACAUGAGAUGCUGCAGAGUGAUCUAUGAAAAGAGUUAUGAGGGUUCCAGGGAUAACAGUGGCAAAGGGGGACUGGACAGCAACAUGAACCAGAGGGACAAAGACAGCAGAGACGAGGAAGACAAUUCAUUGAUCCCUUACCACUUCACCGUGACGACCAGUGAUGAGCCUGACGCAGGGACCACCAGCCGUGCGUACGUCAUCAUCCAUGGACGAGAGGAAGCCACAGAGCGAAUGUGGCUGGACCUGCCCGAAGAAAAAAGCGGGUUCUUGCCUGAAGCUCUGGACAGCUUUCAUUGCCAUGGCAGUGAUGUGGGAGACAUCAAGAGAGUGGAGCUGGGUCACGAUGGAGAAACUCCCGAGAGCUGCUGGCUGGUGCAUGAGUUGUCAGUUGCCGUGCCAACGAAAGGGGUGAAGUUUGUAUUCCGCUGUAAGUGCUGGUUGGCCAAAGACCGUGGUGACGGUCUCACUACUCGUGUGCUCAACGUCAUGGAUGCUGAUGUCAUCACCAUUACACUGAAGGUCAUCUAUGAGAUAACCGUGGUGACAGGUGAUGUACAGAACGCAGGAACAGACACACACAUUUACUUGACUGUGUUUGGGGCCAAUGGAAGUUCUGAUGAGAAACUGCUGCCAAAGAACGAGGACAGAUUCGAGCGGGGACAGGUGGACACGUUCACUCUCGAGGUUGAAGACAUCGCUCCACUGAAAAAGAUGAGGGUCCGAGUGGAUGGCUCUGGCAGCCGGCCCGACUGGUUCCUGGAGAAGAUUGCCCUGCGUAACUUGCAAAAUGACGAGGUGGCAGAGUUCACAUAUUCUGAGUGGUUUUCAACCACCCUGGGCUCCAAGAAAAAGCUGAGCUGUGAGAUGCCUGCUGUCAUAGACGAGGAAGAAAUGGUGGACCUGACCAACUACAUCAUAAAUGUCAAGACAGGCGACAAGAUGGGCGCGGGGACAGAUGCCAAUAUAUGGCUAAUAGUGUUUGGUGAGUUCGGAGACACAGGAACUCUGGCACUCAAACACUCCAACAACAACAACAAGUUUGAACGCAAAACGAUGGACACCUUCAACUUCCCAGACAAGCUCAGCUUGGGAGACCUCUCCAAAAUCCGGUUAUGGCAUGACAACGCAGGCCCAGCUCCUGGCUGGUAUGUUGACUACGUGGAUGUGCGAGAUGACGUCCUUGAUAAAACAUUCCGUUUUCCGUGCAACCGGUGGCUUGCCAAGAAAGAGGAUGACGGACAGCUGAUCCGAGAGCUGGGCUGUGCCAACAACGACAUUCUUGACCUCAAUGAGAAAACCAAAUAUGAAAUCGUCACGGUGACCGCAGAUACAGAUGAGGCAGAGACGCGUGAGAAUGUGUGGAUGAUCCUGGAGGGAAGAAAGGGACGAUCCAAAGAGCUUGUUCUAGAAAAUUCAGCAAAGAAAAAGCGUUUCUUACGUGGCAGCACAGACAGGUUUGAGUUCUCCUCUAAGAAUGUGGGUGACAUCGCGGGUAUCUGUGUCGGCCACAUUCCUAAAGAUGGGAAGAAGUCAAAAACUGAAGCCUUCUGGCACGUGUUGGAAGUCAUCAUCACAGAGAAGGAGUUGAAAAACAAGUAUAUAUUCAACUGUAACGGUCAGAUUCCCCUCUCCUCCAAACGUGACGACCCUUUGACAUUCGAGUGCGCCAAGAUUGUGGAGAGCUUUGCCUCGAAAGCCCGCAGCCUCAUCCCAGUCAGGUACGAGAUCAUUGUGAUGACAGCCGACGAGAAGGAGGCGGGCACGGACGCCAACGUCUUCAUCACGCUCUUCGGCUCCAACGGGGACUCGGGCCGCCGGGCCCUCCGACAGCGCAUGCGGAACCUCUUCGAGCGCGGCCGGACCGAGCACUUCACACUGGAGCUGCUUGGACAUGGGCGACCUCACCCACAUCAUUGUGGAGCACGACGGAAAAGGGCUACAGCUCCAGCUGGCUGCUGGACCGUUCCAGAUGUUCCAUAUGAGAUUAAGGUUUUCACCACUGACUCUUUGCCGGCGGGGACGGAUGCAGAUGUGUUUAUUGUUCUGUAUGGUUGUAAUGGUGUGUGCACCCACCAGAAGGCUCUAUGUGUCAACAAGAGAGAGAGGAAAAUGUACUUCAAAAGAGGUGGAGAGGACAUGUUCAUUGUAGAGCUGGAGGAUAUCGGUGAUAUUAUAGAGAAGAUUCGCGUUGGUCAUGACAACCGUGGAGUGAAUCCAGGCUGGCACCUGGACCGCAUUGAGAUCAGAAGAUUACUGAGGAAGGGAAAGGGUUCAGAGACAUUAAUAUUUCCAUGUGAGAGAUGGCUGGCCACCUCAGAAGAUGACGGGGAGACGGUUCGUGAGUUGGUGCCCUCUGACAUCAUCACAGAGAAACUCGCACGAGAUGGAACCCUCAGAGUCUCAGAGAUUGAGGUGGACGAUGCUCUAGAGACUCACGAAUAUAAAGUGAUCGUGAGAACAGGGGAGAUGUAUGGGGCAGGGACGGAUGCCAAUGUGUUCCUCACCAUCUAUGGAGAUCUGGGGGACACGGGGGAGCGCAAACUCAGCCAAUCAGCGACUAACAGCAACAAGUUCGAGAGAGGAGCGGUGGAUGAGUUUACCUUAGAGGCUGUAGACCUUGGACAGGUGUUUAAGAUCCGCAUUCGCCAUGACAACAGCUUGCUGAGUCCUGACUGGUACUUGGAGGACCUGGAAGUGAUCGACUUGGAAACGGAGGAGGACUUCCUCUUCGUGUGUGAACGCUGGCUGUCCAGAAAGAGAGAGGACAUGAGAUGCUGCAGAGUGAUCUAUGAAAAGAGUUAUGAGGGUUCCAGGGAUAACAGUGGCAAAGGGGGACUGGACAGCAACAUGAACCAGAGGGACAAAGACAGCAGAGACGAGGAAGACAAUUCAUUGAUCCCUUACCACUUCACCGUGACGACCAGUGAUGAGCCUGACGCAGGGACCACCAGCCGUGCGUACGUCAUCAUCCAUGGACGAGAGGAAGCCACAGAGCGAAUGUGGCUGGACCUGCCCGAAGAAAAAAGCGGGUUCUUGCCUGAAGCUCUGGACAGCUUUCAUUGCCAUGGCAGUGAUGUGGGAGACAUCAAGAGAGUGGAGCUGGGUCACGAUGGAGAAACUCCCGAGAGCUGCUGGCUGGUGCAUGAGUUGUCAGUUGCCGUGCCAACGAAAGGGGUGAAGUUUGUAUUCCGCUGUAAGUGCUGGUUGGCCAAAGACCGUGGUGACGGUCUCACUACUCGUGUGCUCAACGUCAUGGAUGCUGAUGUCAUCACCAUUACACUGAAGGUCAUCUAUGAGAUAACCGUGGUGACAGGUGAUGUACAGAACGCAGGAACAGACACACACAUUUACUUGACUGUGUUUGGGGCCAAUGGAAGUUCUGAUGAGAAACUGCUGCCAAAGAACGAGGACAGAUUCGAGCGGGGACAGGUGGACACGUUCACUCUCGAGGUUGAAGACAUCGCUCCACUGAAAAAGAUGAGGGUCCGAGUGGAUGGCUCUGGCAGCCGGCCCGACUGGUUCCUGGAGAAGAUUGCCCUGCGUAACUUGCAAAAUGACGAGGUGGCAGAGUUCACAUAUUCUGAGUGGUUUUCAACCACCCUGGGCUCCAAGAAAAAGCUGAGCUGUGAGAUGCCUGCUGUCAUAGACGAGGAAGAAAUGGUGGACCUGACCAACUACAUCAUAAAUGUCAAGACAGGCGACAAGAUGGGCGCGGGGACAGAUGCCAAUAUAUGGCUAAUAGUGUUUGGUGAGUUCGGAGACACAGGAACUCUGGCACUCAAACACUCCAACAACAACAACAAGUUUGAACGCAAAACGAUGGACACCUUCAACUUCCCAGACAAGCUCAGCUUGGGAGACCUCUCCAAAAUCCGGUUAUGGCAUGACAACGCAGGCCCAGCUCCUGGCUGGUAUGUUGACUACGUGGAUGUGCGAGAUGACGUCCUUGAUAAAACAUUCCGUUUUCCGUGCAACCGGUGGCUUGCCAAGAAAGAGGAUGACGGACAGCUGAUCCGAGAGCUGGGCUGUGCCAACAACGACAUUCUUGACCUCAAUGAGAAAACCAAAUAUGAAAUCGUCACGGUGACCGCAGAUACAGAUGAGGCAGAGACGCGUGAGAAUGUGUGGAUGAUCCUGGAGGGAAGAAAGGGACGAUCCAAAGAGCUUGUUCUAGAAAAUUCAGCAAAGAAAAAGCGUUUCUUACGUGGCAGCACAGACAGGUUUGAGUUCUCCUCUAAGAAUGUGGGUGACAUCGCGGGUAUCUGUGUCGGCCACAUUCCUAAAGAUGGGAAGAAGUCAAAAACUGAAGCCUUCUGGCACGUGUUGGAAGUCAUCAUCACAGAGAAGGAGUUGAAAAACAAGUAUAUAUUCAACUGUAACGGUCAGAUUCCCCUCUCCUCCAAACGUGACGACCCUUUGACAUUCGAGUGCGCCAAGAUUGUGGAGAGCUUUGCCUCGAAAGCCCGCAGCCUCAUCCCAGUCAGGUACGAGAUCAUUGUGAUGACAGCCGACGAGAAGGAGGCGGGCACGGACGCCAACGUCUUCAUCACGCUCUUCGGCUCCAACGGGGACUCGGGCCGCCGGGCCCUCCGACAGCGCAUGCGGAACCUCUUCGAGCGCGGCCGGACCGAGCACUUCACACUGGAGUGCUUGGACAUGGGCGACCUCACCCACAUCAUUGUGGAGCACGACGAAAAGGGCUACAGCUCCAGCUGGCUGCUGGACCGUGUGGAGGUCACCAACACCUCCAACGCCGUCACUACCAGCUUCCUGUGCGGGAUGUGGCUGGACAAGAAUCGGGCGGACGGACAGACACGCAGAGUGCUCUACCCCAAAUACUGA
Molecule: messenger RNA, 10396 nt
Organism: Clupea harengus (Atlantic herring)
Lineage: Eukaryota; Metazoa; Chordata; Actinopteri; Clupeiformes; Clupeidae
Gene: loxhd1a
Product: lipoxygenase homology domain-containing protein 1
Molecular function (GO): protein binding
Source: RefSeq, a predicted model, not a curated record